UUUGGUUGCCGUAGCCUUCGAUUUAAGAAACCAGAGGAAGGAUAUGCUCCUCAACGUUACGUUUUUAAAGAAAUGUAUCUGCCAAUGGGCACGGAACUCAAUGGUGACUGCAGAUAUGAGUGCCUGAUGGAAAGCAUCUGUGUGUCUGUGAACAUCGGCCCACCAAACGAGACAGGCUUCAGGCUCUGCCAACUGAGUGAUUCUGACCACAUCCAACAUCGUGAAGAUAAUGAAACACGAAAAGGUUUUAUUCAUUGGACUACCGAGGUAACGUUUUUCGAAUGCAAUCAUCUAGAAUCCGCUUGGAUAUCAAUCGUCAAGUAAUAUUUAUCUUCCUAAUUUAUGAAAUGUUUAUAAAAGUCAUGUCUUAUUUUAGAAUCCAUGUCGCAGUAGCCCCUGUCUUCAUAAUGCGACCUGCCUCAAUGGAUUUACAGACAAGAGAUAUAUCUGCCUAUGUCCAGAGAGUUACACUGGAGAAAACUGUGAAAAAGGUUUCACUGAUAUUUUUUUUUCUCUUCUGAUGAUUUUUCAUGCAGCAGGACAGGCUCUCAUUCGUAUAAAUUUACUUUUUUCGUUUCGACAAAAAUGAGUGUACAGAAAAUACUCAUGACUGCCCUGCCAAAGCUUUUUGUAAUAAUAUCGAAGGAUCUUAUAAUUGCAGCUGUAAAGAAGGUUAUUAGGGGGACGGCCGAAAUUGCACAGGUAAGGGUUGGGAAAAAAAAUGUUCACACGGAGAUCGGCUGCUCAUUUUGGAAAAGAACAUAACUUUUCUAAAAAAAGAUAAUGAAUCGCAAGUGUGGUGGAUCAUUGACCCUAGGCUGUACACGAGAGAGAGAGGAAAGUUUACUCGUCCAAUUUUUAAGUUUUUUUCUUAUUUUUAUUUUCAAACUUUGUAGAUGUAGACGAGUGUACGAGUAAUGCCCAUCGAUGCCACUAUAAUGCAAGUUGCAAUAACAUUGACGGGUCUUACACUUGCAAAUGCAAAACGGGAUUCAAUUGCAGUAAGUAUGACAGAUAUACUUCCUUCUUUUUCUGACAAACGCCGUACGGUAACAAUCUUCAGCCAGAUAGAUAGACUCAGGUAAAAGUGAGUUCAAAACUGUGAGCUAUAGUGAUCAUAGACGAGUACUUUAUCAUCAUGUGUGUUCACGUAAAAACACUAGUAGAAAGUAUCUUCCUGCACACGUAUCUUCCUUUUAAAAAAUAUAGUACAAACGCCCGUUUGCAGAGAUUGGUAUGAAAAAAAACAAUUCAUUUGUUUGUGUAUUGAGACUCAACCGAAAUCUCUCCCCCAUUGCGAGAUAGCCUGUUUCUCUUCAGGAAAAAAAGAGGUCUCAGAAUAAACAAUGGUGUUUUCGUGGGUCAGUCUCAGUCACAAGAGUUUUAGUCGGUUUUCUUUGCCAAAAUACUUACAAAUAGAGAUCUGUGGUUCCAUGUUUCUGCGUUGCGCCAGUUGCUUGUAAACAAACAAACAUAAGGAAAACAUAUGGAAUUAACUGGUUAUGCCUAUGUUUGAAAAAAAGAAUUUUAAAAUAAUUGUCGUACAAAAUGUCCUCAGCAUUCAAAGCUGUUUUUACAAAUCUCAAUGCCACUGGAAGAUAUGGUCCAACAACGCUGGGCAGUCAGUACUUAGGUCAGGAUCAUGACGGACAAGUUACACUGUCUAGUGGUAUUCAACAAUGGGCUGUGCCGUACACUGGUGACUACAGAAUAGAAGCAGUAGGAGCAGCAGGAGGGUACGAUUCCCACCCAAACAGCUCUCAGUACCGGGGAAGGGGAGCAAGAAUGAUUGGAACAUUCCGCUUGAACAUGGGUGAAGUCAUUCAGAUACUUGUUGGUCAAGCGGGAGGCAUAAACAAGCGGAAACAUUCAUCUGGAGGUGGUGGAGGUACAUUUGUUGUAAGAGGAGUUGAUACACCUUUGAUAGUUGCUGGAGGUGGAGGGGGCGUGCAUACGGUUCAUUCUAGAUACGCAGGAUGUGACGCCAACAGAAACACAGCUGGGAAUCCUGGGCACAAGUCAAAGAAAGGAGGUAGAGAUGGAAAUGGUGCAAAGACACCCCCGAGUGGAUAUUCGGGUAAGAACACGUAAGUAGGGAGGACCAUUUAAGGAACAAGGUCGCUGAAAAAUUUUUUUUAGCAAAGAAAUGAAUGAGUAUGGAGAUGAAAGUCUUAAUAAAAGAUGCUGGUCUAAUAAUCUUUUUUAAUAAAGAUUUUGGUCGGCUUUUUGCGAUAGAGGAGAAAUAUUUCCCACUGAGGCACUUUCUUCAUGAAACUUCUAAAUAUCUUAUCGUGUAACUUCUUAGUCGUCUUUUUUUCUUAUAUAUGCUAUGAUAAAUAUGAACAUAUCUCAUUUCAGGUGGUGGUGGUGGUGGGUUUUACUCCAGCGGAAGAAGUGGAAAGAACUUUGGCGGAAGCAGUGGAAAAGGUGGAGAAGGUGGUAUGGGAUUUCUUCAGGGAGGGGUGGGUGGGAGAGGCAGAUUCAACGUUAAUGACGGUGGAUUUGGUGGAGGAGGUGGGGCUUCUGGUGGAAAUUUAAAGGGUGGGGCAGGGGGAGGAGGAGGAGGGUACUCUGGUGGAGGCAGUGGGAGCAACAAGAAUGAUUCCUGUGGGGGUGGUGGUGGAUCCUUCAAUGUUGGAAACAAUCAGCGCAAUGAAUGUUGUUACAAUUCCGCGGGUCGUGGUCACGUGACCAUCACAUUGCUGUAG
Molecule: messenger RNA, 2708 nt
Organism: Pocillopora meandrina
Lineage: Eukaryota; Metazoa; Cnidaria; Anthozoa; Scleractinia; Pocilloporidae
Source: the annotation of a GenBank genome assembly